AUGUGGUUCGCGGCCUUGGUACUCAGUCUUCUGAGCAUCGCAAUGGCAGCAUCAACAACCAUCGACCUCGCAAAACUCGUCAAGUCAUGCCAUCAUACAGUGUUUGGAUCUCAAGACUCGGAGUCAAAGCGAAAACCACGACCAUUUCCUCUUCUCGCCCUGCCACCCGAGAUCCGCCUCCAAAUCUAUCGCUAUGCACUUCCCCAGCAACAGACCAUUAUUUUGACGAAGCCAUCGGCAGCUUACUGUCCGUUUCCACCAUCAUCUUCACCCCUAUCGAUAUAUCUGCCUGCUGUGUUUGAGAAGCUGCACUAUGGAUGUCCCUGUCAAACACGACUGACCCCGCCAUUUNUGCCACUGCUCCAAACUUGCAGACUCAUCCGCAAUGAAGCACAAGAAUUGUUCUACGCCAACAAUGCUUUUGUACUGAACAUCGAUGUUCCGAGGACUCUGCUCAGAAUCCCUGGAUUACUUGCCCUCCUCGACAACAGCCUUGGCGGCAGCAUCUUGAGCAUGAUCAAAGACUUCAGAAUUCGGAUAGGAGGGAAUGUCAUGGUUGAUGUCUGUGGUCCGCCAACUAGGUGGAGGAAAUAUGGUGGUAGGGUCCUAGUAGCGAGAGUACCCGAGGAUGAGAUCACCGGCUUGUUGAGAGGCGAGGAGAAUAUUGGAAAGUGUGUUGAGGGCGUUCUGGAUGAGUUCAAGGGUGGUGGUGUGAACGCUGAUCUCAUCAGGAAGGUGCUAGACAAGGUGUUCUGGAAUUGGCAAGAGAGCGCUUGA
Molecule: messenger RNA, 777 nt
Organism: Aureobasidium musti
Lineage: Eukaryota; Fungi; Ascomycota; Dothideomycetes; Dothideales; Saccotheciaceae
Source: the annotation of a GenBank genome assembly